AUGGAGAAAGAUUUGGCAGGUAUUGCAGCUAAAGCAAAGUUCUUGAAAGUCUACGCUCUUGGACAACUCGAAUUUCAUGUGAUAGACCCAAAUGGUGAUGGUGAGGUGAAUUUUAUGACCAAAUUAUGCUCAUAUGGCAUGUUUCAGAUUAUAGGGAUACCUUGUGUUCAUGCAGUGGCUGCAGCCAUCGAUCGCGGUGUCAACAUUUACAUAUUGUGUUCCCCAUUCUACACUAUCGAGAUGUGGAGGGAGUCAUAUAAACAAAAAAUUUACUCAACUAGCAACGAGGACGAGUGGAUAGUUCCCGUGGACAUAAAGAAUAUGCAAGUUGGGGUACCCGUUGAGAAACAACCAGUUGGUCGGCCGAAGAAGAAAAAGUUAGGAAGAUCGAAGAAAAAACAUUAUCCAUCGAAUGGAAAAGUUUUGCGCAAAGAGUAUAAGUGUAGUAUAUGUGGUGGUCUUGACCACAACAGGGCUUCAUGA
Humulus lupulus (European hop) is the source of this 483-nucleotide messenger RNA. RefSeq lists its product as uncharacterized. The record is from RefSeq and is a predicted model, not a curated record. Gene Ontology annotation, molecular function: zinc ion binding. NCBI's taxonomy places the organism in Eukaryota, Viridiplantae, Streptophyta, Magnoliopsida, Rosales, Cannabaceae. The transcript has a single exon. Bases 1 to 483 code for a protein of 160 amino acids.